Pungitius pungitius (ninespine stickleback) is the source of this 3509-nucleotide messenger RNA. It is a transcript of the gene olfml2bb, whose product is annotated as olfactomedin-like 2Bb. The transcript is spliced from 9 exons. Gene Ontology annotation, biological process: signal transduction. Bases 251 to 2368 code for a protein of 705 amino acids. The record is from RefSeq and is a predicted model, not a curated record. Lineage: Eukaryota; Metazoa; Chordata; Actinopteri; Perciformes; Gasterosteidae.
CCCUCAGUCCUACGGGAACGCGGCUCCGUCUCUCGUCUCACUUCGUCCCUCCUUCCCUUUUUCAUUCAUCCCUCUAAAGCCGGACUAGAUCGAAGUAGACCGCAUCGCGCGGUCUUCCCGUUGGACUUGGAGAUGUCAGGAGGCGUUUGGAAGGUGAGACGUGUCUCUCUGAUUUAGAGACAUGUCUCUGUUCGGGACAGACAGCUGCUCCUACUUGUUUUAGCUACCAGAGACACCGAGCUUCGCAGAGAUGUGGCGCACAUCGUUGCUGCUGCUGCUCUUGUGCUGGUCCGUGAGAGGACUGGAGGCGCGCGGGGACACGAGCGCGGACCCCUCGCGCGUAACGACGGCGGCGGCGGCGGCGGCGGUCACGCCACCCGACAAGGAGGCUCCCCACGAUGUGCGGCAGCACUCCCCGGGGACAGACGCUCCCGUUGCGGGGGCCGAGCCCACCACCAAGCCCCUGGAAGAAGAGCUGGAUAACCAGGAGAACAUCAUCAGCCAGCUGCUGGGCGACUACGACAAAGUGAAGACCGUGUCGUCGGGGUCGGACUGCGUGUGCCGCUGCAUCGUGCGGCCCAUCCCGCGCUCCGACUGCGGCGCCCUGCCGUCGCCCUCCCGCGAUUCUUUCACCGUGGAGACGGUCACCAAGGGAACGGACUGCAAGAAGUGCGUGUGCAUGGCUCCGCCGUCCGCCGUCAACCCAUGUGAGGGAGAGUACCGGUUUAAGAAGCUGCAGGAGGCCGGCAAAGAGGACAUCAAGCUGGCCACAAUCAUUGAAUUGUUGGAGGGCUCUCUUUACGGAAUGGACUUGUUGAAGCUCCACUCUGUCACCACCAAGCUGCUGAGCAGGGUGGACCACAUGGAGAAGGCUUUUGCCCGUAAUUUUACUGAGAGAACGAGGGAGAAGGAGCGUGUGAAGGAAAGAGCAAAAGAAAAGGAGAAAGAGAGGAAGGCCCAGCAGAAAAAAAAGAAAGUGAAUGAUUUGGAACGUGCAGGAGAGAAAGGUGGAGCGGCUCCCUACGGCAACAAGCAGAAGAAUAACGAUUAUCAGAAGAACAGAGCGCAGGAUGAACUGGAACAACAGCCGACCCGGAAUACAACAGGAACUCAAAAGCCAGUCAAAGAAAAGACAGAGCCCAAGAAGCCUAUCACAGACAAGAGCGGCAAGGUCAUCAGGGGCGUGACCUUCUACAAGGCGAAGGGAGAGAGCUACGACGAGGACGACCAGAAAGGGAAAGGAAGGAAUUCAACUCUUACUGCAAAUGCUUCAGUGGACUUAGAAACGCCUGAGCCACCCCCACCUACCAAGACUUUCCCCACCCAGAGUCCAGGACCUUUCACCAUUGUUCCACAGCCAGACCUUGAGGACCGAUCAAGGAGACCGAGCAGGUCUGCACCCAAUCAGCAACCAACUGUUGCCCCGACGUCAACUACGAUUCCGACUACACCUCGCCUCCAUCGCCACACCACCUCGCUCUCGGACACCAACACAGCUCGUCCCAUCGAUAAGUCCCCUACAGAAAACUCUCAGUCAGGGUCCAAGAGUCGACUGAGCUGGACGGAGAGCCCUGCUGACCAACCAAAGACCACAAACAAGCCUGCAGUGUGUAAGGACACAGUAGCCAGCAUCUCUGAACCAGCUCAGCAGAACUCUUAUGGCUUGAGCGACGGAGCCUGGAUGAGAGAUGGGCGCGGCCACGGCAAUGUCAUCUACCUUACUAAUGGUCACUAUGGCAACAACCUCCUGGAGUUCCGAGACAUGGAGACCUUCAAAGCAGGUCAGACAAGCAAUUCAUACAAGCUGCCCUAUAGUUUCACUGGAACCGGCCACGUUGUGUUUAGUGGAGCUUUCUACUACAACCGGGCCUUCAGCAGGGACAUCAUCAGAUAUGACCUGAGGCGCAGAUAUGUAGCUGCCUGGACCACGCUGCACGAUGCUAUCCUGGAGGAGCAAGCUCACAGGACACAAACUGAAUUGGAGCUUGCUGUCGAUGAGUCUGGGCUGUGGCUGCUGUACCCUGCUGUGGACACGGAGGGCUUCCACCAGGAAGUAACGCUGCUCCUCCACCUCCGCCACCGAGACCUGCAGCCGAUACAGAGCUUCCGCACGGGCCUUCGGCGGGGUCGCUACGGCAACAGCUUCCUGAUUUGCGGCGUGCUCUAUGCAGUGAACAGCAUGGAGCACAACUACGCCAAUGUGACAUACGCCUUCGACACGCACACGCUCACACACACCGUGCCGGGCCUGGCGUUCACAAACAUGCACGCACACACCUCCCAGCUGGCCUAUUGCCCGCUCGACAAGAAACUGUACGCAUGGGACAGUGGACAUCAGAUGAUUUACGAUGUGGUAUUUGCAUAUUAGUACAACAAAUGGACACGAAGAUUCAACAGCAAACAAAGCUGAGGACGUAUUAAAAAUGACUGUGGACCAGUCUAACUGAAUUUAUUUUCAUAUUGACAUGUUUCAUGCACACCAAAGUGAGAAUCAAGCAAGGUUUAAAUUCUUUGUAUAGCGGACCGUCUGCAUGUUCAGACCCCCAUGGAGGAGUAAAUCACUCCCAUAUGCAACACAAAUGUCUCUGAAAACAUUCAAUAAUGCCAUUUUUCAAGAGCAUGUGCUUUGAGCAUUAGAGCUAGUAGACAAAAAUACACUUUUUCCCCCAUCAGGUUUCUUCAUAAAUAGUGCUGUGGAGGAGCGGCAUGUUCCUGUGUGGGUACACACUUCAACUUCACUGUAGCUCUCUGCACAUAAGGUGGAUUUGAUCCAGAUGUUUUCCCUCUUACUGGAGGUAUCUGAAGUAUAUCUAUAUAUCUAAUCUGGGCUAUUGUCUCGGCUUUAAGCCUAAAAUGUAUGGCCAUGUGUUGACGUCUUUUUUCCUUUGAGUUGAAAAUAAAUAAUCAUUAGUUUAGCAUUGAGCUCUUCAUAACUGGAAUGGAGGCGCGUGGUUAGAAUGGUUUAGGCAGGGAGCAAGCCGGACCUAGAGGUGCUGCUGGUUAAACUGAGUGAUGUGUAGCAUCCGGGGCAAAGGUCUGGCCUUGUUUUAAAGGUUUGUGUCUUGUAUGACCUCAUUUGAUGGAAGUGCAACAGGUAACUGCUGUGUUUCCUGUUCGGCCCGAGGUUCCCCUUAAGGACUCCAGACCUGGAACCCAACCAGAACCGAGCCAGCACCAAGUUCCAACAAAAGAUUUCUGUUGUCAUCACAAACAAAUGGACAAACGUUGCGGUUUCUGCUCAGUGUGUUGCAUAUUCACCCUCGUUUCUGUCCAGUAACGUUUUUAUGAUACUGUUUUAGCACGCCUGGGAACAGCAAUUUGCCUCUAAAACUGAAGUCCAUUCAUUUAAAACCAUUUGUGAACAUUGCUUUACAUUGAAUUUUAAACGUGAUUAUUCGCAUGAAUUGGCUUUUGUUGAAGAAAAUCCAAAGACAUGGUUGAUUUCAACGGCGUUAUUCCCAGUUUAUGCCUUUUUGUUUGUUAAUUUAUGAUAAACUAUUUUCAAACGA